This is a messenger RNA of Lactuca sativa (garden lettuce), 1652 nucleotides long. Its product is annotated as putative glycosyltransferase At3g07620. NCBI's taxonomy places the organism in Eukaryota, Viridiplantae, Streptophyta, Magnoliopsida, Asterales, Asteraceae. The record is from RefSeq and is a predicted model, not a curated record. Gene Ontology annotation, molecular function: glycosyltransferase activity.
CCCUGGUUUUCUUAUUCCCCUCUCUCUCUCUCUCUCUCUCUCUCUCUCUCUCUCUCUCUCUCUAAACUUGUCGAUCGAUGAUCUGCAGAACGCAGAUUUGCAGAUCGAACAAUCAAUGGUGUACUCUCAUCUCCGUCACACUCUUUGCCGUAGCUUUUGUCGCCGCUGUCUCAUACGCCUCCAACCGCCUCUCUCUCCUCUCUCUUCCUUCCUCACUAUCGCCAUGGCGAUGGCCUUCUUCUUCUUCAUCAUCCUUCUCUAUUCACUCCUUCAAUCUCCACCACCUACAACCACCGCUACCACCACCGUUAAACCCCAAAACUGCACUGUACUCGAUGUUCCAUUGUGAUUCUGAUGCGUGUAAGAAGCAAAACGGGAAAAUGAAUAAGGUGGUGAGUAGAUUGAUUAAGGAGUUGAAAGAUGAGACGUUGUUGAGGAGAUCGAAGAAGAAGAAGAGAGAUGAGAAGUUGGAGAAAGUUGAAGCUGAACUCGCUAGAGCUAGAGUUUUGAUCAGAGAUGCGGGGAUGAAUCUCAGCCGUUCAUCUUACCCUCUUCAUGAUCGCGAUUAUGUCCCCCAUGGAAGUAUCUACAGAAAUCCUUACAUGUUUCACAGGAGUUACUUGCUAAUGGAAAAGUUGUUCAAAAUAUAUAUCUAUAAAGAAGGAGAGCGACCGUUAUUCCAUACGGGCCCCACCACAAACAUUUACUCCAUGGAAGGACUCUUUUUAAACUCUAUAGAGAACGACCCGAAUUUUAAGGUAUCUAACCCGGAUAAAGCCCAUGUCUACUUCCUCCCAUUUAGUGUUGUCAUGAUUCUCGAUACCCUUUUUGAUCCUAUCAUUCGUGACAAAGCUGUCCUAGAACGUGUUAUUGGCGACUAUGUGCACAUAGUUUCUUCAAGAUACCCUUAUUGGAAUAGAAGCCUUGGAUCUGAUCAUUUCAUGCUUUCUUGCCAUGAUUGGGGUCCUAGAGCAACAUGGUAUGUUCAUUCACUAUAUUUCACUUCAAUACGACUACUAUGCAACGCAAACACCUCAGAGUAUUUCAAUCCGAGAAAAGACGCAUCUAUUCCCGAAAUCAAUCUUCUCAGAACCGAAACCACUACAAUCACCGGAGGUCUACCACCACCUAAUCGUACAAACCUAGCGUUCUUUGCAGGCGGUGAAUUUCAUGGAAAGAUUAGACCACUACUUUUCCAACAUUGGAAAGAUAAAGAUGAAGACAUACAAGUAUAUGAAAAAGUUCCUAAUAAUGUCUCAUAUCUUGACACAAUGAAAAGAACUCGGUUCUGCAUAUGCCCUAGUGGAUUUGAAGUGGCUAGUCCACGAAUAGUUGAAGCGAUUUAUGCAGAAUGUGUGCCAGUGUUGAUUUCUCAAAACUAUGUUCUUCCAUUUAGCGAUGUUCUUAAUUGGGAUGCAUUUUCGGUUCAAGUGUCACUGAGUGAAAUACCGAAUUUGAAGAAGAUUUUGUUGGGAAUAUCAGAGGAUAAGUAUAAGAAGUUGCAAGAGAAUGUUAAGAAGGUACAACAACAUUUUUUGGUUAAUAAUCCAACUAAAAGAUAUGAUGUUUAUCAUAUGAUUUUGCACUCGUUAUGGUUGAGACGGUUAAAUUUACAGAUUUAUAGUUGAUAAAUUAAUGUUCAUUAGCUCUUA